Messenger RNA from Thlaspi arvense, 1467 nucleotides. The record is from the annotation of a GenBank genome assembly. NCBI's taxonomy places the organism in Eukaryota, Viridiplantae, Streptophyta, Magnoliopsida, Brassicales, Brassicaceae.
AUGGCGCAUAGGAUACUCAGAGAUCACGACGCUGAUGGAUGGGAACGCUCUGAUUUCCCAAUCAUCUGCGAGUCUUGUCUCGGUGACAAUCCUUACGUUCGAAUGACAAAGGCGGAUUAUGAUAAGGAGUGCAAGAUCUGUACCCGACCAUUCACGGUUUUCAGGUGGAGACCAGGCCGUGAUGCAAGAUACAAGAAGACCGAGGUCUGUCAGACAUGCUGCAAGCUGAAGAAUGUGUGCCAAGUCUGUCUCUUGGAUCUUGAGUAUGGUCUUCCAGUUCAGGUCAGAGACACGGCGCUCAACAUCAGUACUCAUGACUCUAUACCCAAAAGCGAUGUCAACAGGGAGUUCUUUGCUGAAGAGCAUGAUCGAAAGACGAGAGCUGGGCUAGACUAUGAAUCCUCUUUUGGGAAGAUUCGGCCUAACGAUACCAUACGUAUGCUUCAAAGGACAACGCCGUACUACAAAAGGAACAGAGCGCAUAUUUGUAGUUUCUUCAUUAGGGGAGAGUGUACAAGAGGUGCCGAGUGUCCUUACCGGCAUGAGAUGCCCGAAACAGGAGAGUUAUCUCAGCAGAACAUAAAAGACCGUUACUAUGGUGUGAACGAUCCAGUAGCGUUGAAGUUGCUCGGAAAAGCUGGUGAGAUGGGCACUUUGGAAUCACCAGAGGAUCAAAGCAUCAAAACGCUUUACGUUGGUGGGCUAAACUCUCGAGUCCUUGAGCAAGACAUACGAGACCAAUUCUACGCCUUUGGAGAAAUCGAAUCCAUCAGAAUCUUGGCUGAGAAAGCGUGUGCGUUUGUCACCUACACAACCCGAGAAGGAGCAGAGAAAGCUGCGGAAGAGCUCAGCAACAGGCUAGUUGUCAACGGCCAGAGGCUUAAACUCACUUGGGGAAGACCACAAGUUCCCAGAACCGAUCCAGAUGGCGGAGGAUCACAGCAACUUGGUGGUGCCUCUCACAGUGGAUUGCUGCCUCGAGCCGUGAUAUCUCAGCAGCAUAACCAACCUCCACAGAUGCAGCAGUACUAUAUGCACCCACCACCACCACAAACUCCACAUCAAGACAGACCUUUUUACCCAUCAAUGGAUCCUCAGAGAAUGGGUGCAGUCAUUUCUUCGUCCCAAGACAGCGGUUCGAGCACCGGUAGUGACAACAGAGGAGCUUCUUCUUCUUCUUACCCGAUGCAGCCACAUGGCCAGUAUCCGAACCAGCCGUACCCGCCACAGGCAUACGGAGGAUAUAUGCAGCCACCGUACCAGCAGUAUCCUCCUCCUUACCACCAUGCCCCACCACAAGCUGCUCAUCCUUACCCGCAACAACCGGGCUCCGGUUCGGGUUCAAGGCCUAAUCCUCCUCCUCCUUCAAGCUCAGUCUCUGCUCCACCACCCGAGUCUGCUUCUGGAGCGCCUUCAGGAUCCUCUCAGCCAUCUUCUGGUGCCGCUGAUACUGGCUUGUCUCAAUAG